GAUUCGGAUGAGACCAAGCAUUUUGAACGUUUGAUUGAUUGAGUUUAGUUUAGUUUGUGAUAUAGCAAAAAGAUGUCAAAAUAUACAAUAAGUGUAAUAGUUUGUUUGUUGGCCAUGCAAAUGGUAGCAGCAAUUUUCGACGAUGAUCACGAACCACAUGUUGUCGUACAUAAAGUCGGCUAUCCAGUACCAAUCGUGCACAAAGUCGCAUAUAAAGUUCCCGUUUAUAUUCCGGUAAAAUUGCCGCCAAAAAUUAUCGUCAAAAAAAUUGCGGUUAAAGUUCCGGUCGCCAUACCGGUGAAAAUCCCAGUCAAAGUCGGUGUUCCAUAUCCAGUUAAAGUGCCUGUUCCAUACAAAGUGCCUGUUUAUAUUGAAAAAUAUGAAUCAUAUGAUAAAGGCUAUGAUGGCGGCUAUGGCGGUGGUUAUGGUGGUGGAUAUGAUGGUGGUUAUGAAAAAUACUGAAAAUGACGAUACCUCGAUUGAACACUUUCUGGAUACAUCUCUGGCCAUUAAUAAAAUGUGUAAUUAAUUCCUAUAUUUAUUCUCAACAAUCAUCAUCACAAUCCAAAUAUUAAGAUUUAUUUAUUUA
Dermatophagoides pteronyssinus (European house dust mite) is the source of this 589-nucleotide messenger RNA. RefSeq lists its product as uncharacterized. Lineage: Eukaryota; Metazoa; Arthropoda; Arachnida; Sarcoptiformes; Pyroglyphidae. The record is from RefSeq and is a predicted model, not a curated record.